Messenger RNA from Echinostoma caproni, 951 nucleotides. Lineage: Eukaryota; Metazoa; Platyhelminthes; Trematoda; Plagiorchiida; Echinostomatidae. The record is from the annotation of a GenBank genome assembly.
AUGAAGGUGAUGGGCUGUUGGACAAUAGCUAAAAAGACAGCGUUCUGCUUUGUGUGCUUCAGCGAUACCGACAGAGCAGCCCUUUGUAGAAACCGAACCAACUGUGGUCACGACAAUUGCAGCGUUCGGCAUCAAUCCUUAUUACACCACGAUGGAGGAGUCGAGCAACGAACGAAUAGCGGCCGGGUCGAUGGAACCGACGAACACGCUGCGGGGGGUACACCGAAAUCCAUCAACACUAUCGGACGGGAGUCAAGUGGGCCGGUCCGCUUGGGAAUAACACCAAUACAAGUGGAGACUCCACCUGGUUUGGUUCAAACCGUGGCUUUUCUAGACAAUGGAUCGGAUACCACCCUCGUGAGAGAGAGUUUUACGCGAGAACACGACCUGGAAGGACAAACCACCUCAUUGGUAAUCAGCACGGUAAAUGGGGCACGAGCAGUUCGAGCUUCUCAACUGAGUUUGAAGUUAGCUCCCACAUCGAGGGAAGAUACGAUAGAGGUGCGCCAGGCAUUUACUAUCGCCGACCUACCAAUGAGAGCUUUCGACAAUAUCCGGUCGUUAGCGCGGCGCUGGCCUCACCUUCGCGAUUUACCGUUCGAGGAUUUUCCGGACACACGAGUGGACAUAUUGAGCAGCUGUGAUGUACCCGAGGGGAAUUGGGUUCUGGACCAAAGGAUAAGUCAUAGUGAUCCGUACGCUAUGCGCACGAUGUUUAGUUGGAUACUCUGCGGACCGCUCGGUAAUGAUGGUGAUUACUCAGUCCCGAUCAACUACAUCUCGCGGCCAGAUAAUCCCAUGGGAGACGACCUGGAGUGGAUUUACACUCACGAGUUCAGGGACAUCGCAGACGACCGGGUAUCUAUAUCGAGGGAAGACCGAGCAGCCCUGGCUAUUGUCACCGAAACGACAGGACACAGUGGAACCCAGUUUGAAGUGUCGUUACCCUAG